CCACGCAGACAGUCACACCACGGGGACACACGGACAGACACAGACGGACACAGCGACAUGCCCCAGACACGUUAAGGGACUGGUUGGCCAAACUCAGACACGUGGACAGGGAUAGACAGAAAGAGACAGAAGCUGGGGCUAUGUCCAUGUGGACACAGACCACAGAUGUGGGCACACGAAUCCAUCCACCUGUCCACGUGCACACAUGAAUGUAGCGAUAGAUAUUUGGACAUCAAAUUUGGACACCAGGUCACGGAGAAACACAAACACCACCCAGGAACACGCAGACAUAUGCCCAUAGCAUCCCACAGGCCCAGGCAGGAGGUCCCACCCCAGACCCCGCCCCAGACGCUCCCUCACCCUCUUGGCCCCCUCGCCCUGGCCCCCAGGUUCUCUGCAGAGAUCUCUCCUGGACCCCCAGUGGUCUCCUUGGCGCCCACGAACACAGGCGUGCACACGCAGCGCACAUGCAUUGAGACACACGAUACCUCGUUCCACCUUGGCGUCACGGUGGGCUGGAGGCAGCCCCCCCCCCCACAACACUUGAGGCCAAAGGACACCCCUGUCCCUGGGGCUCAGCCUCCCUCUGGGCCGAGGCCUUGGCCCAUGCAGCUGAGGGAGAGGCCCAGCCCUGAGCCUCCCCCACCAGGACUGGGCCUCCCCGGCAGCAAGACCCCGGCACUCCCCGCCAGGCCCAGGGUGGGGUGGAUGGGCCCAAAGGCCCAGCCCCACACUCCUUUCCCGUCCACUUGUCACCUACCUAUCCCCUUUCGGUUUGUUGGGUUUUUCGUCUUUCCAGAUUGCAGUGGACACAGCCCCCGAUCUCGAGCCCCGGCCCCCGGCUUCUGUCUGGACAUUGCAUCGCCCUAGUUUUCUUUCUUUAAAAAAAAAAAAAAUUCCAACAGAAGCCACAGGCCGGAGCCCCUGGGAGCCCUCGCACCGCUCCCCACCCCACUCAGCGGCCCCAUCGGAACUGAGAAUUGCAAAACCCCGACUUUAGCUAUAGUUAAGUUGCCUUCCCCCGGUGUCCCCACGUUUGGUGUCUGGCUAUGGCGCCCCCAUCUGACUGUCCAGCUCUCUCUCCCCCACCCCUCCCGGUGUUGUUAUUAAACGUCUGUGGAGCUUCUGCUGCAAGGAACAAAAAAGAAAAAAAAUCAAAAAAGCGACAAAAAAACACAAACAGAAGAGGAAAAAAAAGCAACAAAAAAAGAAAACACACAGAAGAGAUUUAAAAAAAAAAAAAGGAAAAAAAAAAGACAUAAACUGGCACCAGUUAACUUUCUUGUACUUUUUUGCUGAAUUUAGCUUCUUGUAGUUUUAACUUAUUGCUAUGUUAACUAUUUAUUCUCCUCGUUGCCCUGUAAGGACAUCCGUGUAUAUUUCUGUUACUUCAUCCGGUUUGCAAGUUAAAGGAACGACAAUGUUCUCUUUGUUUCUUUAAGUUUUGCCGAGACAUGGUUAUGCCUAAUUUAUUUAUAAAAGGGGAAGUGGAAUCAUUAAAGUAAUAAUAAUUAUUAAUAACAGUAAUGGUAGCCGAGUGGCACGCGGGGGCGUGUGCUCUGCGGGGCAGUCCCCACGGCCAGCGACGUCCAGGUCAUCAAUGGGAUUCUUUUUGCUCUUGUCUUGAGAAUUUUUUCAGUCCUAUUUAGCUGGUGAAAUCCCUAGCUUGUUCUUGAUACACGAACCUAUUUAUUCUCGUGGUUUUAAGUCCUCCCUGCCCUCUCUCCUCUCCCCUGCAGCAGGGCAGGGACCCCUCUCCCCUGCUGUCUCUUGGGGCUCUCUCCCCUCCGCCCUCUGCAUUCGGGAACACGCACAUCCGCGUGGGAAGCUUGCAGCAGGGCGUCCGAGCAAUAAGGGCUGGGUUUGUCCCCCACCCUGGGGGGGGCCAGGCUCCAGAGAGGGGGCACCUCCCCACACCCCCCCACCAAGGCCUAGGACCCUGCCACCCCCAAGACUGGGAGGGGACUUCUUUUUCUAAAACACAAAACUCAGCCCAGACAGGCCCCCUCCCUGGAGGCCAGCCCCUCCCCGCAGGGGGCCAGGCCGGGGCUCCCAGGCAAGGGGGACUCGGGUCUUCCACGUCCCUGGGGGGCAGGGGCCAGGCCAGGGGGGAGGGGGCUCAGCCCCUCCACCCCUCCCUUCAUCCUGUUAUUUAUUCGGAAGGUUUCAAAUCACGACAGAGUCCAUGUUGGAGGUGAUAAAAAAAACUGUAAAAAAAAAAAAAAAAAAAAAAAGACAAAACAAAAGACAAAAAAAAAAAAAAGACAAAACAAAAGACAAAAAAAAAAAAAAACCCAAGAAGAAUACUUCGCGUUGCGUUUAGACUAUUUAUUACCGGGAUCACAGGCCUGGCCGCGGUAACAGACUUUUACAUGGAAUUGUUUAAUUAUUUGUACUUUUCAUGCCAGAAAAUAAAAGUUCAGAAUCUUAA
Molecule: messenger RNA, 2431 nt
Organism: Gorilla gorilla gorilla (western lowland gorilla)
Lineage: Eukaryota; Metazoa; Chordata; Mammalia; Primates; Hominidae
Product: basic proline-rich protein-like
Exons: 1
Coding region: 166-870 (234 amino acids)
Source: RefSeq, a predicted model, not a curated record